AUGGUCGUAAUACAACGCUUUGGGGCUGAUGCCAACCCAGACUAUCCCAAAAACUCACCUCCUCGUCCAACGCCCGUCUCUAGCGCGACUCCCACUCCCACCGACAUCAUCGCCAGCAUCACCACAAGCACAGCAUCACCAACAUCAUCUAGCACAUCAGGUGGAUUCUUGCACAUCGCUUCAGAUGGCAACAGCGGAGACAAGAUCCUGCGCGGAUUCCUCAUCGGAAUGGGCAUUGGCAUCAUACUGAGCUUCUUGCUAUGCUGCUGGCUGCCGUGCUGCAGGAAGAAGCGGAGGUCACGGCUGCAGAGGCGGAAUGACAAUAUUCGGCGGAGGCUGGUUGUUCUCGAGGACGAGGCGUGGGUGAACCAGAAUUGGCCGCAGAGGAGGCCGUGGGAUGUUGGUGAGGAUGAGGGCCAGAGCCAUGUGAGCCACGACUAA
Messenger RNA from Trichoderma breve, 441 nucleotides. RefSeq lists its product as uncharacterized. The transcript has a single exon. NCBI's taxonomy places the organism in Eukaryota, Fungi, Ascomycota, Sordariomycetes, Hypocreales, Hypocreaceae. The record is from RefSeq and is a predicted model, not a curated record. Bases 1 to 441 code for a protein of 146 amino acids.